UAUUUUUUAUUUAUACCAAAACCAAUAACAACCACAUAAAUAUGUUCAUGUUCAAUUAUUUCAUUUCAAACUUACGUUAUUUAAGCCCAUUAUUAUGAUCAGAAGAUGAAUUAUUUGUGGGAACGUCGAAGGUGUUUCUUUGCACAGGUUUCCAGCGAAUUAUGACUUUGGGCAUCUGUGGAUGUUGUUCGCUGAGAACAAUGGUGUGGAUGUUGAACGGUUAAAUCCCACCUCCACUCUAUGUUCAAGGCAUUCUGUCCUUGGUGAAGACUAUAGAGUAGGCACUUCACGUCGUCGCCAUUUGGUUAAUACAGCAGUGCUAUCUUUAGUAGUAUAAAAUCAGCACCAGAUGGCGAACAAGAAAUGAAUGUGGAAAUUGUUGAAGUCCAAAUUGAUGAUGUUGUGGUGGACAUAGAUGAAAAACCAUUGGCACAAGCCCAAGAGAACAUUGAGGUUGUAGAUAUGCUGCUAGCUGACGCUACAACAGUUUUUGAAUUCAUGGAUUUAUUCGACGUCCUACCACCAGAUGUUGACAAUGAAUUCAUGCUAACCCCCCUGAGUGUUCCGGGAGUACGUGUGCCUGUGAGAGACCGUCUGGCCAGUGUUCAACACCAACUUCCAGAACGGCACAACAUGGGACUAUUGGGCGCCAUCUGUGUGCACUGUCGUAGCCGUCAUUUCCUCUGUGAGAGGGUUGGAAAGACUCAUUUUUCAACGUGUUGUAUCAAUGGUCAAAUAGCCAUUACAGAAGACCGUGUGUUGGGUCAACCCCCAGAAUUAUUAAUUUGUUUAUUAAUAGAUGAUUCACAGGUAGCCAGACACUUAAGAAAAGAAAUCCGACGAUACAACAACACUUUGGCAUUUGUUAUGUUUUCUACUGACCUUAACCCAAGACGUUUGCCAGGUCGGGGACCAAAAGUGUUUACUGUUCACGGGCAGGUGUAUUGUAGGAUUUUUAAUGAUGUCAGAAAUGAAAUUAUGCAACCUAGU
This is a messenger RNA of Melanaphis sacchari, 990 nucleotides long. RefSeq lists its product as uncharacterized. The record is from RefSeq and is a predicted model, not a curated record. The annotation marks the transcript as partial. Lineage: Eukaryota; Metazoa; Arthropoda; Insecta; Hemiptera; Aphididae. The transcript is spliced from 4 exons.